Molecule: messenger RNA, 5092 nt
Organism: Zerene cesonia (dogface butterfly)
Lineage: Eukaryota; Metazoa; Arthropoda; Insecta; Lepidoptera; Pieridae
Gene: raw
Exons: 14
Coding region: 568-2787 (739 amino acids)
Cellular component (GO): plasma membrane
Source: RefSeq, a predicted model, not a curated record
GAUCGUUCAUUCGAUUUAUGUAAAUUAAAUAUUUUCAGUCGUUGGUAAAGUAUUCGUCAAGUGUUAAUAUUUUUGCGUUUUAGCAAUUAUAUUAUUAGUGAAAAUCGUAGUUCUAAUCUAAGUAUUAUUCUAUUUAAAUGUGUUGUUCAUGACGUGUUUCAAAUGUACUGUGGGAUAAUGAUAACCUACACGCUCUUUCUGUAGCUAAUAUAUAAAGUGGUAUGAUAAAUAAAUAGGCGCCGACAGCGCACUAGGAUAUUGAAGUAUUUAGAAGUGAAACAGUUGCGUAACAUUCCGCGUAAGCCAGGUAUCCGUUAGCGAGGGUUGUGAUGUGGCAUGCGAGUGUGGUAGUGGCGGUGUGGUGGCGGUGAUCAGUCCAGUGAUGGUGGUGAUGCUGAGGCAUGGUGGACGCGGCUGCGGAGCGCCGUGCCGCCGUCGCCGUGCGCUGCAAUGCUACGUCAAGCUUUACCAAUGAAACGAUGAUAUUAAGCAUUGAAGUGCAGUGGAUAAUAUAACAAUGGAUUCUAAUAUACAGUAAGUGAAAGUGAAGUCGUUGCAAACGGGAAGAUGGAGGGUGCAAUUCUAAGCACCCAGAGCAAUAAUAGAUUCCGUAGUCACCUGAAGAACGCAGUAACCACGCUAUGCGCUCGAACGCUGCCAAAGUCGAGGUGUAGCGACUCGAGCGCGGGCACAGCUAAGCAUCACACAUACCCUCGGGCCACUCCGCCGAAGAGGACCCCCAUUGCAUGUCGGAUGGAGCCACUUAUAUGCGAUUUGCCGCAGACAUCCACGUUUAUAUCACACGAACCUAUCAAGUGUGAAACAGAUCACAUGCCGAAUAAACCAAAUGGCGUCGUUAAGUUGCGGGGAGCUUUGGCCAGGGAGGUGGCGAACGCCUGGGAGUGCCGCAUCGGCCCGCCCGACCAGCCGGCGCCCGCCCACCGAGUGCAGAGCCUCUUCAACGACAUCGAACUAUAUCCAACUAAAACUCAGGCAUUCUUAUCAUUCAAUUUUAUCAACGACUCGGCCAAACCAUAUAACAGUAGCGAGGCGUCGCCGGCGCCAUGCGAAGUGUUUCUGGGCGGAUCGUGCAACCCCACUACGUGGAGAUCGGAUAUCGCAAUACCGAUGCUCAAGAAGAUGGGAAUUACAUAUUUUAACCCUCAAGUUGACGAUUGGUCGACGGAGCUGAUAGAAGUGGAGCACCGCGCGAAGGCGGAGGCGCGCGCGCUGCUGUUCGUGCUGGACAGCGAGACGCGCGCCGUCGCCGCCAGCGUGGAGGCCGCGCACCUCGCCGCCGCGCCGCGCGACCUGCUGCUCGUGCUCAGGCCCUACUCACGCCACCAGACCAUCGGCCGAGAGACCAUAUCGGACCAGGAGUACGUAGAGCUGUCGCGGGCGCGCGCGACUCUGCAGGAGGCGGUGGAGCGGCGCGGGCUGCCCGCGUUCACGGACAUCCCGGCGGCGCUGCGGUGCGCGCGCGCCGUGCUGCGCGGCGCGCGCACGCACCCGCGCCACUCGCUGGGGCACACCAUCCUGCGGCUGAAGCGCGCGUACGACGCGGCGGGCGGCCGCAGCGCGCGCCUGUCCCGCGCGCGCGCGCUCGACGCGCUGCGGGACGCCACGCGCGCCGACCGCGACCUCGCCGACCGCAGCCUGCCGCCCAACGCCGACGUCGUCGACUUCGAGACCUUCUGCGCGGCCGUCGCCGAGCUGGCGGCGGAUGCAGGGUCGCGGCGGCGCGCGGGCGCGGGCGUGGCGGCGCGCGUCCGCCGCGCGUUCCGUUACCUCCGCGACUUUAUCACGUCGCCGACCACCGCCGAAUACCAAAGGUCGAACGGUCAAGAGAAUGAAGCCGGCGGCGAGGCGGCGGCGGGCGCGCAGGAGCGCGUGUCGCCGCUCGCACAGCGCCGCGACUCGAACGGCCUGCACGCGCGCAACCCGCGCCUGCGGGCCUAUGGACAGAAGCUGUCCUUGUUUAUACCUAAGAACGGCGGUAGCGGCGGGGGUGGCAACAAGGCGGAGGCGUCGGGCGAGAGCAGCGGCGACAGCGUGUUCACGCCGGGCACGGAGCGGCGGCUCGACCGCCUGCCCGCCAUGCUGGGCGCGCCCACGCACGACGUCUACCUCGCCGGCGCCUUCCCUGCGAGCAGCAGCCGGCCGGAGGAGAUCCUGCGGCGCGAGGGGUUCACGUACGUGAUCCCGCGCGCGAACGACUACACGCGCAUGUUCUCGGCGCCGACGCGCCGCUCCGCGCCCGCGCACCCGGAGUCGCCGUGCCGCGACAAGAAGCCGCGCCCCGCCGACCCGACCUCCCCCGCCGCACCCGCCUCUCCCGCCGCUCCCGCAGCGCCCCAGUCGCCGCUCGACGACGUGGUGCUGAGGGAGAAGGAGGGCGACAGGAGCGGGGACCGAUUGAGCGCGUCCGACUUUUAUACGGUGUCUGAGGAUGUCACGCCGCAGCCGUUUAAAGGCACGUACGACGAGGACCUGGUGCUGGGCGCGCGCGUGCUGGUGUUCUCGCUGAGCGCGGCGGCGCCGAACUUCGCCACCAUGGUGCUCGCGGCGCACUACAUGGGCCUGCGCCCCGCCAACACGCUGCUCGUCGUGCAGCCCAUGCAGCCGCCGCCCACCGCGCUGCACAACUACAGCGAGGCGGCGGUGAAGGACUACAACCGCGGGCGGCACUACCUCACGGACCUGGCGCGCCGCGCCGCCGUGCCCGUGUUCGACAACGUGGACGACGCCAUGGCCUGCGUCGUGGCGCGCCUGCGAGCCAGCGCCUAGCGUCGAUGUAUGCAACUGUCUUCGCCUUAACGCUAUAAAUGAGAAGUUACUUCGUGGAAGUGUUGUAUGCCAGCCUCUAGCGCACUUAGGUACCCAACUGUCAUCGCCUUAACGCUAUAGAUAAGGGGAAGCUACUACGACGAGGCGUUGUAUGCCAGCAGCGUCUAGCACACUGAUAUACGCAACUGUCAUCGCCUUAAUGCUAUAAAUAAGGGGAAGGUACUUCGCUGAGGCGUUCUAUGCCAGCGUCUAUAGAACAGAUGUAUGCAACUGUCAUCGCCUUAACGCUAUAAAUAAGGGGAAGCUAAUACGACGUGGCGUUGUAUGCCAGCAGCGUCUAGCGCACUGAUAUACGCAACUGUCAUCGCCUUAAUGCUAUAAAUAAGGGGAAGUUACUACGCCGAAGCGUUAUACAUACCAUUUCGUCGAUAUCAUAGCUUGCGUAGUCCCACGAUUAUACUGCCAUGGAUUUGAGGCCGAUUUUACCAACAGAACCGCGAUAGUUUAAUAGCAGAAAAAAAAAAUAAUUAAAAUUAAUAAAAUUUUGUUUUUAUAUAAUACAAUAUUUUAGGCCUAACUUUAUUGGUGUAGGCCUUAUUUAUGUUCAAAAUACCAGCGUAUAUAUAAUUCGUCCUUAUGCUUAUGAUGUCUUUGUAAACCAGCUCUUAUAACUAUAAAGGUAGAUCUUUAAUUUUUAUUAAAAAGAAACAUGCUUUUAUAAUUCCAGUACUUACGUACAGUCGCUUAACGAUUUUUACGUAUUUACUAAAAUAUGAAACUAAAUUAUUGUUAUUCGUGCUUGAUAGUUGAGCUAUACAUAAGCACCGAAAUACCGCUACAAUAUCCCAUUCAUGGUAUUAUUGAAAUGAAUGUGAUAGUUAGUAUAAAAGACAUUUCACGAAUAACAGUGUGCACUGUUCAAAGGCCGAGCUAACAUUAUCGAAUAUACUAUCUAAUUGCCAUGAUACAUUCUAAUCACAAUUGCCAAUUAUUCUGAAAGAAAAAAAAUUUCUUAAGAGAAUUGCAGCAAAUGCUACAACUGUUUAUCGUUGUCACAAUUAUUUGACAGAAUUUCCAAAUUUAGGUAACUCUAAUGCGAAUAGGAGAAACCGACAAUAAACAUAUUGAAGUAUUUUUAACACUCCUCAUCACAUUGUCACACAUCAUUCGAUGUAAUAUUGUGAAUCUCAUGCACCGCAGGGCGGGCUCAGAUUCGACAUAAGUCAUCCAUGUUAAUCACAAACUAAUUAAUAAAGACAUCACAACUUGUCCAUCAUGCAACGAGCAACGUAGGUUUAUCGUCACGUGGCAAGGAGUCUCAACUCUUAUCGUAUGUACUUAUUUCUUACGUUAACUUUACUUUACAUAUAGUGUAGUACAAACAAGUCUCUCUUUAUUUCGUCACUCUCUAUUGUAUUAUAAAUAGGCACUAAUUGUGAACGAGUGUGUGAGAGCCGGAAUGGAAGUUAUGGAGACGGUCGCGUUGAGUUUGUAAUCUCUGUGAUGAAUAUGUUUUAGUGAAUUUUAAUAUUGAAAUUUCAAUGCAUAAACAUAUUAUGUUAAAUUAGUGUUUUAUUAAGUAGAAUAAUUAAGCAGCCAGAGAAUGGGUCAUAACGUUUUAGAUGAAUUCAUGACAAUACGUCAUAGCACAAUGCAAAUUUUAUGUUCAAUUCUACACCACAUUGUCAUUCGUACGCUAGGAUACCUAUUUAGUAUAACACAGACUGAUGAAAGUGCUAUUGUUAUACUUUGUAGAAUGCGUAGUAGUCUAGAUAACUCUCUCAAAUUAGAUCUUUUUAGUGUGUUGGCGUUUUAAUUUACGAUAAAAUAAUUAUUACUAAACCAGUUUGUAAUGCGUCUAAGAGUACAAAAAUGUCUUGCUCAUGUAGCACAUUUAAGAAUAUAUUGUAAUGAAUAUUUGAUUAUAUUAUGCAAAAUUAAUUGUUGUCACCUUAUACUCAUUUAAGUUUUAGAUAUUUAAAAAAACGAUAAAAUCUAAUGCUUGCAAACUUAUUUAAAAAUGAGGAAAAUCAAGCUUAGUCUUGUUCCCUUUACCUAAUAUAGGUAGGUAUAGAGUAGGUAGAUAAAAUAAGUUAUUAAACACACCUGACCCACUGUCACUAAAAUAUUAAAACUUAAUAACCGGCAAAUAUUAUUUGCUAGUCACAGUAUCCAUUUACGUGUAUAAGUACUUUGUCAUAUUGUUUUAUAGUACAAAAAUCUAAUUUAUAGAGAAAAAUAUUUCAUAUAUUAAUUUGUAAUUAUAUGCCAUGUACGCUUAUUUUAAACUAAAAACAUCACAUGU